Messenger RNA from Aspergillus japonicus CBS 114.51, 1842 nucleotides. RefSeq lists its product as uncharacterized. Bases 1 to 1446 code for a protein of 481 amino acids. Lineage: Eukaryota; Fungi; Ascomycota; Eurotiomycetes; Eurotiales; Aspergillaceae. The transcript has 2 exons. The record is from RefSeq and is a predicted model, not a curated record.
AUGCCGAUUCCAACGCGCUCCCUUUCCCUCCGUGAGCCCCGUACCGGUAAGAGCCUUCUGCCGGUUCGUGACGAUGCCCGCUCUGCGAAGCCCUCUCGAAUUCAGCAGCCGGCAGAGACUCGCCUGUCCCAGCGACCGACCAAGAUCGGGGGAAAGGGGUCUCAGCAGCAAGGUGAACCUUCGACACGCGAAGCGACCGGGGCAAGUCGUCGCCAGAGCCUCAUUCGACCCAGUCCGCUGAAACCAGUUGGACCUGUGAAGCCAACCGCUACGCUAAGCACCCCUAAACAGGCCACUUUUGCACCAAGUCCAUUGUCCCCCUCCAAACAAGAACUAGCUCACAGGCAAAAUGGACGGCCCUUAUCUCCCAAGAAAGCAGAUAUGCCUCCCCCGUCGCUUCGACCCAGUCGCUCCGCUUCCUUACGACAGCCAGUCAAGCCCAGCUCCAGCACGCCGUCCAUCAGUCGCGGUCACGCGCGUCAUCGAAGUCAAGGGGUCACGCCCAAUGUGAGUCGAUUGAUAGGCAAAUUGGAGUCACCUUCACCGAGCACCAUAACUCCGACACGUCCGAGAGCUCAGAUUUCGUCUCAGCCGCAAGCUCUACUAUCAAAAAAGGCGGUCAACCCGGCUACAAAGAAUCUGACUGUCACCAUCUCCGAGGAUGCGGAUGCAUCUUCGUCACCCUCAUCCUGGCCCGAGCUUGCAGCCCUGCAGACAGAGCUUUUACAACUAAGCCUCACACACUCCUCAUCUCUUCAACAGAAGACGUCCUGGACGGCCGAGGUCGAAGCUCAACUCCGGAAGGACUACAACUCCGUGGCCACUAAAUACCGCGCCGCGCUCGCUGCAGAGCAGGAUUAUCAGACGAAACUGAAUGGACACGCACUGCAUUGCUGGUUUCGAAAUUCCGGUGAGCACAAUGGCCCACUCGGAUUUGCGGAGCAGAUUCGGGUACUCUCGCAGGUUGCAGAGGACGUGUAUAGGGUGACGGAGUCUCUGGAAGGACACUACACGGUGGCCGUGCAGAAAUUUGAAGAGUGGUUUCAGCGGGUGGAAGAGAUUCGGCACCACCGGCUGCUGCACCAUGAGCACGAAAUGUACGACGGCGUUUUCAUUGAUUCCUUAGACCGCACUUGGCAAGAAGAGGUGUCGGCUUUAUCUACAAAAUUGGACUAUUGCUCGCGGCAGCUACAAAGCCUGGACCUUCUGGGCUACGGAGAGUUGGAGCGAUUCGACGGCUCUGCGCUGUUUCGCAUGAUUAAGAACCUCGAGGAGACGGUGAACCUGAUGAUCGAGGAGCUGCACACAAUCCGUAAGAUUGAAGGCGACGUUGUAAGAGCGGAACGGGCAUGGGUUGGUCAACUUGCUCGGAAGCUGGUGAGCGCCAUGCCACCCCAAGAACAGCGACUGGGACUCUGGAAGGAACAGACCUCCAUGCAAUCAUGAUGAAUCAUUUGCAAUCACUUUUCUUUCCUGGCGGCGAAUCCUCUGUCUCACCCACCAUGGUUGAGAGGACAAAAUGUGCAGAGACCAACCUGUUUAUCAAUCAAGCAAUCCUUCUGGAAAUCAGUACACCGGAUCCGGACGAGAGACCGACUGCCGUAAGCGUUACCGGGCCUUGGAUUCGCCUGGCGGAACAUGGGGGGUCAAACCAGCAAUGCAUCAUGGGGUCAUCAAGGGACGAAAAACCGGUUCUGUCAGGCUCCGGGCCGCUCAUUGGGAGGCCUGGCUGGUUUCUACACUAGGUAGCCCUGCUCACUAGCUGCCUUGCGUCGCAAGCGAUCGGGCAACCCCUUCCAGGACUUCUGCAUAAAGCGACCCGGCUGUCAAAAGGGCCUGUCU